Molecule: messenger RNA, 1233 nt
Organism: Tachysurus vachellii
Lineage: Eukaryota; Metazoa; Chordata; Actinopteri; Siluriformes; Bagridae
Exons: 2
Coding region: 276-761 (161 amino acids)
Source: RefSeq, a predicted model, not a curated record
UUCUGAGCUAUCGUCGAUUUGGUCGGGGAAAAAAACAAAAGAAAUAGGAAUACAAUUCUUGACUGAGGUUGAUGAAAUAUAUACAGCCACAAGCUCAACCUUAUAAGAGCAUGUAAUUAUAUUAUUGUUAUUAUAUUCUUAUUCCACUGGUUUAAUAUUAGCAGUGUCUUCUACUGAUUAGGUGCAGAAAUACGACCUCAAAUCUGAUUUGAAUCUGGCUUAAACAUUUCCCUGGUUGUCGGCAUUCUUAUUGGUUUAUUUUGUUUGUUUUAUUAAUGUCCCUGGAGGUAGCUUGUUUGUCUUUUAGACAGCCUUAUGCAGGGCUCGUGCUGAACGGCGUGAAAUCUGUAGAGACACGAUGGCGCCCACUGCUGGCAGAGAUGAAGAACUGCACUUUGGCUAUCCACAUUGCACAGAAGGACUGGGAAGGAGACGACUGGAGAAACAUUCUCACAGAUAAUUGUGCAAUGAAACAGUCAAAAGUACAAGAGCUCCUGGAAUCGGGGGACAGGUUUGGCCGUGGUGUCGUGGCAGGUCUUGUGGAUGUUGGAGAAACAUGGAUCUGUGCUGAAGAUGUGUCUCCAGAGCAAAUGAGAGAGCUGGAAACCGCAGCUUGUCUCACUGGACUGGCCAAAAAAUACCUCACGAGACUGUCCAGGCCACGCUGGCUCACAGAGCCGCUGUAUUCAAGAGGCCGUAAAGACAUGUGGAUGGUACGGAUCCCAGCACAUCUGCUACCUUCUGAUCCUGAGUUCUUAUAGCAGUCAGUGAGACCUGCAGCGCUGUUUGUUUAAUGACGAUCUGAGUUCAUUGUACUAACUGAUGACUAUUCAUUUGCCUUUAACCUCUUCACAUUUUAACUGGCAUUAAAUGUUAUUCCUUUACUUGCCAUAAUUAGGCUGAUUUCAUCUGUAGAUAUUAAAUACAUCAGAUGUCUAAUAGCAACAUUGCUUCAGAAACCUUUUAUAUGUAACAAAGUUGUAAAAUUUGAGGAUUUUUUUUUUUUUUUUUUAGCAAACAUGAUGAAUUAGAAAGAAAUACAUAAAAUCCCACCAUCAUGAGCUUUCUUGUCUGUACGUUUACUCAAUCACUUUAUUCUGUUCACACCUGAGAUCACACCUGACUUGUUUACAGCAAAAAUAAAGAAAUCACAUAUUUAAAAUAAAAAAAUGUACUGGUCAAAAACAGCUGAACAUUAACAGUUGACCAAAAUAAAAUAAAACUAAAAUAAAA